Anolis sagrei ordinatus is the source of this 7382-nucleotide messenger RNA. The record is from RefSeq and is a predicted model, not a curated record. Lineage: Eukaryota; Metazoa; Chordata; Lepidosauria; Squamata; Anolidae.
UAUGGGGUUAUGUAGUCCCAGAAAGAGGGAUUGUGAGGUUUGUAGUCCCCAGAAGGUGGAAUCCUUGAGUUCUGGUCCAUAGAAAGGUGGAUUCUGGGAGCUGAAGUCCAAGUGAAAGGUGUAGGAGAGUUGACACCCGAAAGAGGCAGAAUCCAAGAGUUCUAGUCCCAGAAAGGUGGGAUCUGUAGUUCCCAAAGGAGGGGGAUAAUGGGAGUUAUAGUCCAACCCUGAGAGUUGGGGGUUCUGGUGUGGAUGGAUUGUGGUCUGCAAAGGGUGGAAUCUAAAGCGGAUUGUGGGGUUUGUAGUCCCCAGAAGGUGGAAUCCUUGAGUUCUGGUCCACAGAAAGGUGGAUUCUGGGAGCUGGAGUCCAAAUAGAAGGUGGAAUAGGGGAGUCGACACCCGAAAGAGGAGGAAUCCGGGAGUUCUAGUCCCAGAAAGGCGGGAUUUGAGAGCUGGAGACCCCUCAAAAGGUGGAUCCUGAGUGCAGUGCAAUGCCAAGCAAGGCAACCCUGCAACGCAAGCCCAGGCAAUGCAAAUGGGAGGCGUCGCCUAAGCGGCUGUUCCCUGGCGCGGCCUGAAGAGGGCGCUGUUAGGCGGCGGUGCGGACGCUGACAUCUUUCGCGCUGGACCCGGCGCAGGUGCGGAUGGGAAGGAGAAGGAAAGGAGGAAAAAAAGGAGGAGAAGGGAGCCGCCUUUGCAGCAACAGAAGGAGGAGCAGCAGCAGCAGCUUAGGAUGGAGCCGAGGGGUCAGGCGAGGCCAGUGUUGCCUGUGUAUAAACCAACCGUCCUGCAGACAGGCCUCGUUUUGGGCUGAGAUGAUGACGACAAUGUGAGGGAGCAGAGAGCGGACUCUAAGAUGACCCGAACGGACCCUCCUGACAUCCUGGUCUCAACGGUGUGUCCGGAUAUCCGCGUCUCCGCGACCGCCCCCUCCCUUCCCGCCGCCUCUGCCGGCCGGCCCUCCAGGCCAUGCGAGACCCCCAUGUCGUCCUUCCGGCAAACUCAGGACCCCCAGCCCUUUAACAAACGCCACUGCCGCAGCUUCGACUUCCUGGAGUCCCUCGACGACGCUGGCAGCGACCUGGCCCCUGCAGCCUCUCCGGCCAUGGAGCGCCUUUUCCGCAGGGCCCCCACGCCGGAGCCCACUUCCGCCCCCGCCGUCCGGAAGCCAUCCGCAAAGGCUGCUCUGAUGGAGGAGUACACAGCCAGCAAGGCCCACUCCCGUGGAAGGGAGUCCCCCAAGGAGCAAGCCCUGCGGCCAAUGGAGGCCAAGCGCCGGCCUCGGUCCAAGAGCGCCCCACGGUCCAAGCCCUCCUUUGCCCCGGUGGCUGUGCCCCUCUCCGCGGCCCAGUCCCCGCAGGUCCCUGUCCGGAGAGGUCGCGAGGCCCACCGGACGCCCCGAGAGGAGGCCUCUCCGCCACGGAGAGAGGGCGGCUACACCUCCAUGAAGGCCCUCAUGAGCGAGGUGCACCCCAUCAAGCUCCAACCCCAGCGCAGUAGCCGAGGAGGAGGAGGAGGAGGAGGGAGCCGCAUCUCCCCGCUCUGCGUCUCUGGUACCAACUGCUAUGAGGAGGCCCCACGGGAUCCCCUGCCCCCCACCGUCCACGUUAAGCGACGGAUGGACAUCAAGCCGGAUGAGGCCACUGUUCUGCAUGCCGCACGCACCGCCACUGCUCCUAAGCCCAGUUAUGGGGAGGCCCCAAUGGCCUGGCCGCUGCGCCCAGCGUCCACUGCCCACACAAGCCUAACCGUGCCCAGCAGCCGGCAGGUGUCCAUGUCCCGGACCCCAACCCCUAGUGACACCUACAGCGGGGACCACCGGAUGCUGCCCCCCUUCCCUGCUGAUCACUUCUAUGAAGGGCCCCCUGUUCUGCCGGAAGCGGGUUGUGUGCCCUACACCUCUUACGUGCCAACCAAGUUCUUCUACACUGAGGAAUCCACCAGCAGUGGAGGCGGUUUCCCACUGAAGGGCUCUGGCUAUGAGGGGUACACACCCCAUUAUGGCCCACCCGUCCUCCCUCCACCCCAGCCAAUUUAUGCAGAGGAGCCCCCUUUGCAGAGCAGCUUUCAUCCCGUGGCAGGAAGAAGGUUCUUCAUGGAGGAUGGCCGGGCACAUUACCCAGUCCAAGAGGCCCCUGCUCGUAGCUACUAUGGCGAUGACCCCCGCUUCUACCCCUCCCGGACAGUCCCCGUGAACACUGUCUAUGCUGAGGACCCCCGGGCCUUCCCCUCCGUGGCGUCCAGCCCCCGUGUCUUCUACGCAGAGGACUAUGGGAAAUACCACGAGCGGGAAGCAAUGUCCCGAACUUACCCACACCCCCGGAGUGCCCCCCACGUCAGCGAAUGGUAUUAUUCUGACCGAGGGGUCGCCCUGCCCUAUCAGACGUGGCAAGUAUCCCGCUUGCCUCCACAGCCACCCCCACCUCCUAAUCCGCCCACCAUGCUUUCCUCGUGGCAUGCUGGCUACAGUCUUGGUCCCACUCCUCGGCUCGGCACAGACUCUCAGAGGCACUACUCUAAGUCGUGGGACAAUAUCCUUGCGCCUCACGCACGCCGGGAGGACCCCCUCUCGCGUGGGCGCAGCUAUGAGAACCUUCUGGCUCGUGACCCGCACCGUGCCUUGUCCCCUGAUGACCGCCGCCCACCCGUCGUGGUCAACCUUUCCAGCUCGCCCAAGCGCUAUGCCGCUCUCUCGCUGUCAGAGAACUCCCUCCUGGAGAAAAUGCAUGGUUCGGAUGGUGUCGGCGUCGGGCGCCACGGGUGGUUUGUCACCCCAGAGAUCACUAUCACAGACAACGACAUCCGAGCUGGCAAUGGGUUCUGUAAGGGCGACCGGCGCUCAGCUAGCUGGGAUGUCCUGGAUUCGGGGGACGGACGGGAGAGGGGUUGUGGCCCAACGCGGCCGUAUGUCCUGGACCCCGGGGCCAAGGAGAGCGCCGCUCGGCAGCGCAGCCUGGAGCAGCUGGACGAGCUGAUUACUGACUUGGUCAUCGACUACAAGCCGCCCUCCCUCUGCCCGUCCAGCGAGGUGAGCAACCUGGCUGAACAGCUCCGGAAGCUGAUUAGUGACAGCUUGGCCUUGCCACCAAAGAAGCCAGAGUCGUGGAAAGCGCCAGAGCCACUGCCCACCAAGGAGCAGCCGGGGCGUAGUGCCUUCCAUGCGGAAUUGCGCAAGGACCAGGGCCGAUGGCCACCAGACACCUUCGAGAGGCCUCCUCCUCCAUCUGCAGCAGAUGUUUCGCCGGAACUGAGCGCCGAUGAGGAUGAGGAAGAAGAGGAGGGCGGCAACGUGAUGAUGUGCUCCAAUGCCAAGUGCCGCCGGACGGAGACCAUGUUCAACGCCUGCCUGUACUUCAAGUCCUGCCACAGCUGCUACACCUACUACUGCUCCCGGCACUGCCGCCGUGAGGACUGGGACACCCACAAGGAGAGCUGCGUCUACGGCCGGGUGGGCAGCACUUGUCGCCACGUCCUGCAGUUCUGCCGGGAGAGUGCUGCAGUUCACAAGGCCUUCUCCCGAGUGGCCAAGGUGGGCUUCUUGUCCCGGGGUCGGGGUGUUCUUUUCCUGGGCUUCCCCAGCGCCGGCUCGGCUGAGAACUUCCUCCAGUUCGGCCUGGAGAGCCUGCUCAUGUCGCCCACUUACCUUUCCCUGCGGGAGCUGGAGGGCUAUUCGGACAACCUGGGGGACUAUGCACGGGAGCUGCGGGAGGCCGGCCAGCGCUACGACCCGGAGGAGUGUUUCCUGCUGAAUGUGACGGUGGCUGUGGGGCAGGGCCUUCCCGAUGGGCCCUCCCCGAAGACCCCGGUGCCCACCGUCCGCAAGUUCGCCAAGGUGGCUCUGGCCUCUUCUGCCAGCCCUGAGAGGUCCCAGGGGGGUGCCCCACCUCGCAAGAAGGAUGCCAUGGAGACCCUGAUCCUGACCCCACCCCCCGGGACGGCCGACCUGGACCAGGAGGGAGAGGAGGGGCGCAAGGCCCGGCAGCGGGAGCUGCCUCUCCUGGAUCAAGUCCGUCUCUGCCCAGACUCGCCUUUGUUUGAUCCGCCUGCCCUUGGAAAACUGCGCAUCCCGGCACUCAAGGGCUCCCCGUUUUAACUCGGUCGACUGCCUGGGAACAUACGGAGGCUUCGUUAAGACGAUUGGAAGGAUGGUUGCGAUGGCUGGGGAUUGUGGGAGUUGUAGGUAGUCCUCCCCUCUCAAAAAGGGUCGCUUUCCUAGGCAUUGGGCCCAUUCAUCACAAUGUUGGGAUGGGAUCAAUGAAAGGGGUGGGUGGGGAAUGGUUUGCGUGUUUUACAAAACUGGGGGGUGGGCUGCAUGGACAAGGUACGCAUGCGUGACAUUGGGGUGUGUGUGCGUAUGUGUGAUGUGAUUCCUGCGAACGGGGUCAGGCUACAUGACCUUCAGUGGGUCUUGCUUUCAUGUCGGAACAGGGGGGACUUUGGCUCUUGGUUGUUGAAGCUGGAAAGUUUAUUUUGUCGUCUUCAGAGCAGAUCUAUAACUAUUACCAGGGCCUGGAGAAUGAGAAUGGAGACCAGGGUUCGAAUCAUCACCAUUAAUAUCUUGGGGCAAGUCACACUCUCUCAGCCUCAGAAGAAGGCAAUGGCAAUAGCUUACCAAGGGAACCCUGGGAUUAAUUUGUCUUGGGACCAUUCUUCUCUCCCUAUAGCAGGCAUGGGCAAACUAUCGGCUGUUAGGAAUUGUGGGAGUUGAAGUCCAAAACGCCUGGAGGGCCAAAGUUUGCCCAUGCCUGCCUUAGAGUCUGGUUUUGUCCCCUUUUCUUAGGGGGACAUUCUGUGAAUUGUGGGGCCAAGGCAUGACUACCCCAAGCCUUGGCCUCCCCGCUUUGCCAUUGUAAUGAAUUGCACAUUUGAGAGCACUUCUGCAUGGUCUUGCACUGAGUUCCCAUCUGAGUUCGGAUCCAAUUUGUAGCAAGUGGGAGAGGAAGAGAGAAUAGGACAUAUUGGUCACUUAAUAGGACCCUCCAUGAUUAAAUGUUGUGGCGGUUAAUUUAUUCGGUUGGCAGCUAACAAAGUGUGGCCAAAGGGGGAGAAAGGAGUGAAAAAUUAGAUUUAAUUAGCUGGAAAAAUUGGGAUGGCAGAGGGUUCAGCGCCUUCCAAGUCGCCCAAGUCUUCUGUGUGCCCAGGAGGGAGUCUCUCAUCUGGUUUCCGCCACUGAUUGAGGUUCCGGGUUUAAGCCUGCCACUUUUGGACUCUUGCUUGCUGAGGUGUUCCUGCAAGUAUCUCUGUAGAUCUUGGAAAGCUAUUUCUUGAUUUAAGGCAUUGGCAUGCUGGCUGAUAUUCAAACAGAGGAUGGGCUGGAGAUGUCCAUGCCUUGGUCCUUUCAUUAUUGGCUGCUACUUCCCAGCAGAUGUCAGGUGGUGCAAUGCCAGUUAAACAUUAUAAUUUCUCCAGUGGUGUAGGGCAGAGACAUCCUGUAAUAAUGCGACAUGUCAAUUAAGAGCCACAUCCUCUGUUUUAAUGUAGUGAGAUGUAUUCCACACUGGGCAUGCGUAUUCAGCAGCAGAGUAGCAAAAAGCAAGGGCAGAUGUCUUCACUGUGUCUGGUUGUGAUCCCCAGGUUUUGCCAGUCAACUUUCGUAUAUUAUUUCUAAUAUCUACAGCUACAAAACAGGAGCUUUUUUGUUGAGUUCAAGGGCCAGAGAAGCAGAUGGCAAAAACAGAAGAACAACCUGCCACAGGGGAUCAUGCUUGCUCCAUCAAUGUGUCAGAUAUCUCAGUUCCAAGCUGUGUGGCUCUGAAGAAAUCUCCUAUGAAGGAUCACGCAGAGAAUCACAAGUGGAGUAGAUAUCAACGCGUUUAUUGUUCGGAGUACAAGAGCGUCACCUACUGGCCUCCUAUAUAGUACUAACUACAAUACCAUAAAUCACUCAUUCAGGAAUCCUGAUGCCUUUACCAUUUCAAAGCCCUCCCAUAUCAAAGCCCAGUUCUCCCCUCACCUUUGGGCAAUUGAGUUUUAUGGCUGGUCCAUUUGUCCUGCAUUUCCUUUUGGCCCAAUGUCCCAUGGCCUUGUGGUUUGUGUCAGUUGUAUGGCAUGAGCUGGAGAUCAUGACACAAUGUUUAGGUAAAGGUAAAGAUUUCCCCUGACAUUAAGUCCAGUCAUAUCUGACUCUGGGGGUUGGUGCUCAUCUCCAUUUCUAAGUUGAAGAGCCGGCGUUGUCCCUAGACACCUCCAUGGUCAUGUGGUCGGCAUGACUGCCUGGAGUGCCAUUACCUUCCCUCCAGAACGGUACCUAUUGAUGCCACAUUUGCAUGUUUCUAACUGCUAGGUUGGCAGAAGCUGGGGCUAACAGUGGGACCUCAUCCUGCUCCCUGGAUUCAAACCAGCGACCUUUUGGUCAGCAAGUUUAGCAGCUCAGCAGUAACACUGCGCCACUGGAAGCUUGAUUUACACAAAUGACCAGCCAUUGGUAGAAGGGACAGAGACUUUCAUUUAUGCUGAUGAUUGUGCCAUCACCGCUCAAGCAGGGAACUUUGAGAUGGAUGAACAGAAUCUCUCUCUGAAGAUUUAGGAGCUCUUACUACCUGUUACAGGGGAAACCAGCUGAUCCCUAAUCCAUCUAAAACACAGACUUGUGCUUUUCACCUUAAGAGCAGGCAGGUAUCGAGCUCUGAGGAUGACCUGGGAAGGAAUCCCACUGGAGCACUGCUGCACACCCAAAUACCUGGAAGUUACUCUGGAUCGGGCUCUGACUUACAAGAAAGCACUGGUUGAACAUCAAGCGAAAAGUGGAUGCUAGAAAUAAUAUUGUAUGAACGGUGACUGGCACAAGCUAGGGAUCACAUCAGACUUUUGGCAGAGGAUUAAUCUGGAGUCUCCUUUAUUAUUUGCUUUUCUUUAUUCCAUUUGCAGCUAACAAGGAGAGAGCAACUGGGACAUUUCUUUAAUAUGGCAACGGGUUAAUAGGUCCGUGUUGAAUAUAUUAAUGUGGUUAGUUUGCAGCAAAGCGAGGAAGAGGAUUAAUUGGGAUUAUUAUCACUGCCAAAUGGGGACUUUUAGGACCUUUAUGCCCAAAGGAGGGGUUCCUCUUUCCGUGCUUUCUUCUUUAUCCAGGAUCCAAACCUUUAAUUAUUAUUAUUAUUAUUGCUGUUGUUAUUAUUCUUAUUGCCCUUCUUCCCCCAGGAAUGGUUUUCUUGGCCGAAUGCAUGCUUGGUAUGUUUCCUUUAUUAUUAUUAUUACUAUUAUUAUUAUCAUCUAUUUUUUAAUAAAAUGGGCACAAAAUAGAGAGGACAAAAAUAAUAAUAUACUGUAUCGCUGUGGAUGGCUUCCACGAAUGCGAAAUACGAAAUCUAUACAUAGAGAUAUAAUAUAUAUAUAUUAUAUAUAUAAUAUGAUAUAAUAUAUAUAAUUGAGAAAAAAAGAUAUUU